CGACAGGGUUCAAGGAAGGACGCGCCGAGUGCGCCGGCGCGUAGUCGGGGACGCCGGGCCGAGGCUUUUGCUAGGGAACCUACUGUUUUCGCCCCGCCCCCUCGGGGCUUUUUGUCCCGUUAACUGUCGGAGUGGCGGGGGCUUCAGCCGCCGGGCGACAUGCCGGUGCGCUUCAAGGGGUUGAGUGAAUACCAGAGAAACUUUCUGUGGAAAAAGUCAUAUUUGUCAGAGUCCUAUAAUCCCUCAGUGGGGCGAAGGUACCCAUGGGCCGGACUUAGGUCAGAUCAAUUAGGAAUCACAAAAGAGCCAAGUUUUAUUUCCAAAAGAAGAGUUCCUCACCACGACCCACAGAUUUCAAAGUCUCUUGAGUGGAAUGGAGCUACGUCAGAGAAGGAUGUGGUUCUAUCACCAGAACCUGAAGGCCCCAGAACACCAGAAUCACAGGAGGCAGAAAAAAAAGAAGAUAUUAACCAAGAAAGAGUUCUAGCACUAGAAGCUUCAAGGGUUCCCAAGAGAACCAGAUCUCACUCUGCAGACUCCAGAGCUGAAGGGGCUUCAGACAUUGUGGAAAAUAAGGAGGAUAUAGCAGCAAACCAUGUGCCAGUUAGUGAAAAUGUGGAACUGGAACAUUCUACCAAGCUUCUCUCAGAAAACGUAGAUGAUGGGUUGGAUAGACUUCUCCGGAAGAAAGCUGGAUUGACUGUUGUUCCCACACGUAAUACCUUGAGAAAUUCUGAAUAUCAAAGGCAGUUUGUUUGGAAGACCCCUAAAGAAACUGCUCCAGCUUUUGCAGCCAAUCAGGUAUUCCACAAUAAAAGCAAAUUUGUUCCACAAUUCAAAGGUAACUCUGUCAUCCAUGAAACUGAGUACAAAAGAAAUUUUAAGGGUUUAUCUCCAGUGAAAGAACCAAAAUUAAGAAAUGAUUUGAAGGAGAACAGAAAUUUUGAAAUAAUAUCUCCUGAAAAGAAGUGUAAUAAAACAGAUGAUCCUUUAAAAUUAGAAGCAGAGAUGGAAUCAAAAGACUCAAACCAGCCUAAAAAGAAGGUUACUCCUUGGAAACAUCAAAGGCUUGGGAAGGUGAAUUCUGAAUAUAGAGCAAAAUUUCUGAGCCCAUCCCAGUAUUUAUAUAAAGCUGGGGCUUGGACACGUGUAAAGGAAAACAUACCAAAUCAGGGUUCUCUAAAUGCCAUGUGGUAUGCGGAGGUUAAAGAACUGCGAGAGAAGGCUGAGUUUUAUAGGAAACGAGUUCAGGGAACACAUUUUUCUCGGGACCAUUUGAAUCAGAUUCUGUCUGAUAACAACCGCUGUUGGGAUGUCUCUUCGACCACGAGCUCAGAAGGAACCAUUAGUAGCAACAUUAGAGCCCUAGAUCUUGCUGGAGAUCCUACAAGCCUUAAGGCUUCACAGAAAUGUCCUACAAAACUAGAAGAAAGAACAUCAGUUUUGGAAGAACAGCCUGAGAAAACUACCACAGAGAAACUGGACGUGUCCGAUGCUCCCAUACCUGUUAGAAGACGGCUGGCUUGGGAUGCAGAGAAUACCACCGAAGACCAGAAACAUCUGAGAGAGGAGGAGGAGGAGGAAGAAAAGGAGGAAAGGGACAAGCAGGUUAAUGUGGGAGAACUAGAGAAGUUGGAAGUGCAGGAAGAAUCUAAAGCAGACAAGAUGCAAGAAGGUUCGGAGUCAUCUUCUGUGUCUUCAGGAAAAGGAGGCAGGCUUCCUACUCCGAAGUUAAGAGAACUUGGAGGAAUCCAGAGGACUCACCACGAUCUUACCACUCCAGCUGUUGGUGGUGCUGUCUUAGUGUCUCCAUCUAAAGUGAAGCCUCCAGUCCCAGAACAGAAGAAAAGAACAUCCUCUCAGGAUGGCUUAGAAGCUUUGAAGAAUGAUUUUAGGAAGAAGGAAAGUCGUGCUAUAUCCCUUCUGACUUCUCCAGCUGCUGGUUUAAAAACAGUUGAUCCCCUGCCUUUGAGGGAAGAUUCUGAACCCAAUAUCUCCAGAUCUGCUGAGGCAACUCUUCCAGUUUCAAAAAUUCCAGACUAUCCAACAAACACACCCAAGCAGUCUCCUUCUCCACGUGCCCCAUCCUACUGGCAUCCAGCUCGUCGAAUUCAGGGCUCCCUGAGAGACCCAGAAUUUCAGCAUAAUGUGGGAAAAUCAAGGAUGAAUAAUUUCCAGUUACCUCAGCAUGAAGCCUUUAAUGAUGAAGAUGAAGACAGAUUAUCUGAGAUUUCUGCUCGUUCUGCAGCUUCUAGUCUUCGGGCUUUUCAGACUCUGGCACGAGCUCAAAAAAGGAAGAAUUUCUGGGGCAAAACGUAAUUAGACAUACACUUAAUUGAGUUGCUUUUAUCUAGGUGAACCAUUGGCAGAGUAUUUUUAUUGCUUUAAUAUGUUAAAACUUUUCAAAUGUUUGGAUUUUUUUCCUAUCAUUUCCUACUUAAAAGAAUUGUUUGAUUUUUCAAUAGCCAGUUCAGUUUACUUGGAAAAUUUUAACACAGGUUCAUACAAAUUUAACUUUUGAAGAAUUCUUUGUUUCUAUCCCAAAGUACAAAGACAUAGAUAGAUUUGUAUUUCUUCACAUGUUCUAACUUGUGUUAGGUGUCAGGGAGAGCUGGUAAAAUUAUGAAAUUCACCUAUCUAGAGAAUAUUCUUAAAAAAGACUAAAGUGAAGUAAAAAUUAAGAUCUAAGUGUGAAGUAUGCAUUCCCCCAAGAUUGGCUUUAUGUAUCUUUCCAAUUAUAGAUGUCAUAAAAUGAAUUUGUUGUUCCUUUAAUUUUUUCUGUGGUAUUUAUUUUUAUUUUAGUACCUUCUGUAUAUAGCUACAGUGUUUUAAGAUAAUUGUACUUUAGAUUGAAAAUACUAGCUUUGUAUAUACUUUUCUUAUUUAUGUAACAACGUUUGCUGAGAGAAUAUGUAUAUUUUUGAUCUUUGUGUGUAUUCUGUUUGUAUAAGGACUUUGGCUUACAUUUGAAUAAUGUCUGAAUUUUGAAAAAUUAUUUGUAUAAUUGAGAAUUGAAACUUUAUAGCGAUCUUGAAAUAAAAAUUGAUCAAGUGUUUUAUUAUGUGAAA
This is a messenger RNA of Sus scrofa (pig), 3068 nucleotides long. RefSeq names its product Mdm1 nuclear protein (gene SAXO6). Gene Ontology annotation, molecular function: microtubule binding. Gene Ontology annotation, biological process: negative regulation of centriole replication; retina development in camera-type eye. The record is from RefSeq and is a predicted model, not a curated record. Lineage: Eukaryota; Metazoa; Chordata; Mammalia; Artiodactyla; Suidae.